UGGGUUUUAAGCUUUAACUCAAGCAAGUAAGUUCUAGGCAUCCAUCACAAAUCAAGGUCGGCCAUUGAUUCUGAGUUCUGAACGAUGUCCGCUAGAGCUUUAAGAAAAGUCCUCAAUCAACAAGAAUCAGCUAACAAUCUUAACAACGAUUUGUCGGACGUUGAUGAAUCCGAAUCUCCCCCUGAUUCACCUCAACCCUUUUCUAAUCCCUUCGAUCUCCUCAACGACCAAGACCAACAAGAACAGGAAAGUGAGCCGAGUGAUGUUGAAACAUCCUCUACAGUGAAAAAAGAAGACGAUGAUGAUAAGAAAAACACUGCUACCAAUGCCGCACCGUCAAAUAAAAAAUCAAAGAAAAAGAAAAAGAAGAAAAACAAAACAAAGGAGUUAUCUUCAAAUACAGACGACGCGGACUCGUUAGAUUCUAUAUUGAACGAUUUAUCUUUUGGAGUUGAUUUAUCCGGUGGUCGACAUCAGCCUUCAAAUGGGAAACCGGAAAAUGUAAAUGGUGCAGGGAAAAGAUGCACGACAAACAUACUGCAAGUGGAUCCAAAAUUUCUUAGUGCAGAUAACGAGUUAAGGAGAAUAUUCGGGUCAAAAGUAGUUAAUUCGUUUGAAAAAAGUAAUCGAGCGGGAAGUUCUAGACAACUGGGUCGUCCGAGGAGACGUGUAAUUCAAAAAUAUAAAAAAACAAUUAUUAUAUCUCCUUCGGAUCAUUGGCCUCGAUGGGAUGGAUCUCUAUCCAUGGAGCUACUUGAAAACAAAAAUGGAUGCAAUUAUUUCAGAUAUGUGCAUUCAUCUACCUACAGCCUGGCUCAACAACAAUUUGAAGCUGCCAAAUCAUCGCACGAUCUUAAUACCAUAGCAAGUAUUCUGCUACGCUAUCCGUAUCAUAUAGAUUCACUCAUAACUCUAGCCGAAUAUUUUAAAUUUUCUGGUGAACUUCAAAUGUCGGCAGAUUCAACCGCAAAAGCUCUAUAUGCAUUAGAAUGUGCAUGGCACCCUUUAUUCACCCCGUUACAGGGUAACUGUCAACUGAAAUACGAACACGACACAAAUAAACCGUUUUUCACUACCCUUUUUGCUCACAUGAAGAACAUGGAUAGACGUGGUUGCCAUCGCUCUGCGCUCGAACUCUGCAAGUUAUUAAUCUCUCUUGAUUCAGAUGAUCCGAUGGGUGCUUUAUUUUGCGUUGAUUAUUUCGCGUUAAGAUCCGAGGAGUAUAAAUGGUUAGAAAGGUUUUCCGAAGAAUAUAAUAGCGAUAAUUCUAUGUGGUUAUAUCCAAACUUUUCGUAUUCUCUUGCGAUUUGUCGGUUUUAUCUUGAACGUGAAGAACGUUUGAAAGAAACAGAAACGAAGGCGACUUCAAGUGAUCUUAUGAAACAGGCUUUAAUGCUUCACCCUUCGGUUGUAAAGAAGUUGGUGGUCAAAGCUCCGUUGAAAGAACAGGUAUGGUCAAAGAUAGUCAACCAUAGGUUUUUCGGAAAAGAUGAAACGGGAAGUGAAUCGUUGGAUCAUUUGAUUAAUAUAUACGUGGAGAAGAGUUAUAUCAUAUGGAGACUCCCCGAGCUGCAUAACUUUUUAAAAGAUACAGCGUUAUCAGUAAUCGAAAAGAUGGAAAUUAAUCAAAGUGAAGCUCGGGAUUGGGCAUGUGUGAGAGAAGAAGCAUUCGCAUCCAAUAAGAACGAGUAUUCACACUUGAUGGUGUCUGAUUUUUCGGAUUCAACACCGACCAUCCCACCAGAAAAUUUGCAAAAUUUUAUGGUGGAUCCAAGGUUGUUAGAAAUGCAUAAUAAUGACGGUAACCAUAACCAAGAAAACGGUGAUGGUGUUGUACGUCUUGAGGUUACAGACCAAAAUGCGUUGGCGGUUUUGUUAGAGGCUAUGAUGCCAUGGGUUGAUUAUGAAACAGGAGAAGGAGACGACAUGCCGCAAGAUAAUGAAGAUUAAACUUCAUGAGAGUUGGAAGUGGAUGGUGUUAUAUUUCCUUUGAUGAGAUGGUUUUCAUUUUUGAGGUGAAUAAUCAGAUUUUUUAUGUCAAUUGGAAGAUGUUGAUGAGGAUUGUUAUUUGUUACUUAACAAUUUGUUGGUGGUUACUUGCAUUUAGAAGAUGGUAUUUAUAAUUUGUUUGAUUGUUAGUUAGUUA
Molecule: messenger RNA, 2146 nt
Organism: Helianthus annuus (common sunflower)
Lineage: Eukaryota; Viridiplantae; Streptophyta; Magnoliopsida; Asterales; Asteraceae
Product: transcription factor 25
Exons: 4
Coding region: 85-1950 (621 amino acids)
Cellular component (GO): RQC complex
Source: RefSeq, a predicted model, not a curated record